AAAAUAUUGUUAUUCUCUGGCUUUCGUGUGGCGAUAGGAAGACCAAGCAACCCCAAAUUCUACCGCUUUUGCGUAUUCUUCCGACCAACCAAAUAGAAAUUCUACACGAUCCACAAAACAACAGAUUCCCUCCUGACGCGUAUUAUCGCCUCCCCUUCUUCCUCGCCGCCACGGCGCCUCCUGCUCAACCGACGAACCCCGCCGGGAAAGCCGUGAUUUUCCGGCGAACCGACGGCCGAGAUGGUGUCCCACUUCGAUAACUCCAACUGGGUCUUCGAUAACGACUUGAUUAAUGACCUCCCCGUCCCUCUCGGCGGCGAGCUUCCUUCCCUCGACCCUCCGGUUCCUAUUUGGUCGGCCCAUCCUUCUUUCCCUGAUUCCGUUCCCAUGAGAUACAAUGUUCCGUUCAAUGUCCCGUUGGAGAACUCGGAAUGUGUCAAGGAAACUGGGUCUAGGAAAAGGGCGAGAGAUGAAUCUAGCAGUGCUCCACCUCCUCCUAGGUCGAAAGCAUGUAGAGAAAAAAUGAGGAGAGACAGGCUGAAUGACAGGUUCAUGGAACUGAGUGCGAUUCUCGAGCCAGGUAGGCCACCGAAGGUGGACAAAUCGGCCAUCUUAGUUGAUGCUGCUCGAAUGGUGACUCAGCUGAGAGACGAAGCUGUGAAGCUCAAGGAGUCGAAUGAGAGCCUGCAAGAGAAGAUCAUCGAAUUGAAGGCAGAGAAGAGUGAGCUGAGAGAUGAGAAACAGAGGCUGAAGACAGAGAAGGAGCAGCUCGAAAGGCAAGUGAAGGCCAUUAGUAUUCCUCCAACGGGAUAUCUGCCUCAUCCUCAUCCAAUGGCUGCAGCUGCAUUUGCUGCUCCCCCGCCUGGUUCAAUGGGAGGCAAAUUGAUGCCAUUUGUUGGGUAUCCUCAAAUGUCUAUGUGGCAGUUCAUGCCUCCUGCAGCUGUUGAUACGUCGCAGGAUCAUUCCAUUCGUCCUCCAGUUGCUUAAGCUAAAGCUUUCAGGCAAGGCUCUAUUACUGACUUCACUGGGAGCGGGACACCAAUGGCAACACCCUCGGUUGAUGUUUGUUUAUAGUCAUUCUUUAUUGGUAUGGUUUAAGUUAUUAUCAGAGUCGUUUUAAAUCGCAAGAGUUAAAACUACAUCGAUGCGGAACUGACUUGUUAAUCUGUGUUUCGUACUCUCUCUGUCACAAAUUUUGGCUUAUCAUUGCUACAAGAUUGUCGUGGAAGCAUUGAUGAGAUUCUUGAGAGAUUCAUAUAUGCUUUGUAAGGUUACUAGGUGAGGCCUCUUAUCAAUGGGCGUUCAUGACCAAAUUUUUGACUUACCUUAUGCCAAGGGCUUAAAUAUGAAAUCAGAAUCCAGUUUGUGCGCAAAAUUUUGCUUCUUUUCAACAGGGAGGUUUGAAUCACAUGUUGUUCCCGUCCCUGUAAUCUCUCCAGACUUGGAGAGCUCCAUAAAUGGUCAUCAAAACUGUACUCAUUGCCAUGACAAUGGCAACUGAGAACACUAAUAAGUCAAGCUUUUGCACCAUACUCUUGCAUGGUACUGUGCACCACCAGCAAUCCGAGAGCGACAUGAUGAAGCAUGUAGCCGAAAGGAUGAUGGCUGUGUUGAUGUGCUCCAUCCUCACUAGUAGGUUCUGAAUAGCAGACAUGCUGGAGGAGAAGAACACCAUGAAGGAGCAGGUUGCAGCUGUUACCUCUGCUACAAUUCCAACUUGAAGAAGGAGCGGGUUGAUCAACAUGCCACCUCCAAUGCCAAAAACUCCUCUUGAGGAUCCCUGCGAGCAGCGCCAUUAUCAGGAAGAUGAUCCUGUUAGUGGCGGCUCUGCUAAUUCUGGCCGAAACUUGCAUGUUCUCAUCGUUGUUGGUUGGCUGAUGA
Messenger RNA from Linum tenue, 1881 nucleotides. The record is from the annotation of a GenBank genome assembly. Lineage: Eukaryota; Viridiplantae; Streptophyta; Magnoliopsida; Malpighiales; Linaceae.